GGCGACACCGAACAUGGCAGAAGCCCACCAGGCCGUGGCCUUCCAGUUCACGGUCACUCCAGAUGGGAUCGACCUGCGGCUCAGCCACGAGGCCCUGAAGCAGAUCUACCUUUCUGGACUUCAUUCCUGGAAAAAGAAGUUCAUCAGAUUCAAGAACGGCAUCAUCACCGGCGUGUACCCGGCCAGCCCGUCCAGCUGGCUCAUCGUGGUGGUGGGGGUGAUGUCAACCAUGUACGCCAAGAUCGACCCCUCGCUGGGAAUAAUUGCGAAAAUCAAUCGGACCCUUGACACUACCAGCUGCAUGUCCAGCCAGACGAAGAACGUGGUCAGCGGCCUGCUGUUCGGCACGGGGCUGUGGGUGGCCCUCAUCAUCACCAUGCGCUACUCCCUCAAGGUGCUGCUGUCCUACCACGGCUGGAUGUUCGCGCCCCACGGCCGGAUGAGCCGCACCACCAAGAUCUGGAUGGGCAUGAUCAAGGUCUUCUCGGGUCGCAAGCCGAUGCUGUACAGCUUCCAGACGUCCCUGCCUCGCCUGCCGGUCCCCGCCGUGCAGGACACUGUGAACAGGUACCUGGAGUCGGUGAAGCCGCUCAUGAAGGAAUCCGACUUUAAACGGAUGACAGUCCUCGCACAAGAUUUUGCCGUCAGUCUUGGACCCAAACUGCAGUGGUACCUGAAGUUAAAAUCCUGGUGGGCGACCAAUUACGUGAGCGAUUGGUGGGAAGAGUACAUCUACCUGCGGGGCCGAGGGCCGCUGAUGGUGAACAGCAACUACUACGCCAUGGACUUGCUGUAUGUCUUGCCGACGCAGAUGCAGGCAGCGAGGGCGGGCAAUGCCAUCCACGCCAUCCUGCUCUACAGACGGAGGCUCGACCGGGAGGAGAUCAAGCCGAUCCUGCUGCUGGGCUCCACAGUCCCGCUCUGUUCCGCGCAGUGGGAGCGGAUGUUUAACACGUCACGGAUCCCGGGAGAGGAGACGGAUGCCAUCCAGCACGUGCGGGACAGCAAGCACAUCGUCGUGCUCCACAGAGGCCGCUACUUCAAGGUCUGGCUCUACCACGACGGGCGGCUGCUGAGGCCGCGGGAGAUCGAGCAGCAGAUGCAGAGGAUUCUGGACGACCCGUCGGAGCCCCAGCCCGGGGAGGCGAAGCUGGCGGCCCUCACCGCAGGGGAAAGGGUCCCCUGGGCCAAGUGUCGCCAGGCCUACUUUGGACGCGGGAAAAAUAAGCAGUCUCUCGACGCCGUGGAGAAGGCCGCGUUCUUCGUGACGCUGGAUGAGACCGAACAGGGGUACAGACAGGAGGACCCGGAGGCGUCGAUGGACAGCUACGCCAAGUCCCUCCUCCACGGCAGGUGCUCUGACAGGUGGUUCGAUAAGUCCUUCACGUUCAUCGUCUUCAAAAACGGGAAGAUGGGCAUGAACGCGGAGCACUCGUGGGCCGACGCGCCCAUCAUGGGGCACCUGUGGGAGGUGAGUGCGCCUCGGGCCGGGACAGAUCCAAGCCCCGGGCUCCGUUUAUUGUGUGGUUGUUGUCUGACGAGUCAGUGCUUCGUAACAGCCGUUUACUUGUUUAAACUGGUUCCUCAGUCGCCGCGAUGGGCUUCACAAAACAAAACUCGGGCUGGUCGACGUGGCGUUUGGGGUCCCACCCAGGCCAGGAGGCCCCAGCGCCCCUCCCCCGGCCAGCGGGGAAGAGUGAGCAGAAAGCGGGGCGUUGCUCAAGCACCCGUGGCGUCGGGGUGCGUCGGGGUCCGUCGCCCCCCCCCCAGCAAAGUGACCCCGUCUCUCCUCCCCCUCCAGUGCCAGGAGGUGAUAGAGGCCUCCCUGCACAGCGCCAGCCUCCUGGCCGACGACGUGGACUUCCACUCUUUCCCGUUCCACACCUUCGGCAAAGGCCUCAUCAAGAAGUGCCGGACCAGCCCGGAUGCCUUCGUGCAGCUGGCGCUCCAGCUGGCGCAUUACAAGGACAUGGGCAAAUUUUGCCUCACGUACGAGGCCUCCAUGACCCGGCUCUUCCGAGAGGGGAGGACGGAGACCGUGCGCUCCUGCAGCACGGAGUCCUGCAACUUUGUGCUGGCCAUGGUGGACCCCAGCCAGACGGUUGAGCAGAGGCUCAGGCUGUUCAAGGUCGCGUCCGAGAAGCACCAGCACCUGUACCGCCUGGCGAUGACGGGCUCCGGGAUCGACCGUCACCUCUUCUGCCUCUACGUGGUGUCCAAGUACCUGGCCGUGGACUCCCCCUUCCUGAAGGAGGUCUUAUCAGAGCCUUGGAGACUGUCGACCAGCCAGACCCCGCAGCAGCAGGUGGAGCUGUUCGAUCUGGAGAGGAACCCGGAGUACGUGUCCAGCGGCGGCGGCUUCGGGCCGGUGGCCGACGAUGGCUACGGGGUGUCCUACAUCCUCGUGGGCGAGAACCUCAUCAACUUCCACAUCUCUUCCAAGUUCUCCUGCCCGGAGACCGACUCCCACCGCUUUGGGAAGCACGUGAGACAGGCCAUGACUGACAUCAUCGAGUUGUUUGGGUUCAGCCCCAAUUCCAGGAAGUAACUCCACGAGGGCCGCCGGAAAGCAACACAAGCUCUUCAGAGACAAACCAAAUGAAAAGCCGCCGUUGAUCCUGAUUACAGUUCAGGGCGAGAAACUGCUCUUCGAAGCCCAGCAGUUUUCCCUCCAUCGAGGGCUUGGUGUUUUUGGUUCCCAGCACAGCCGUCUUCACCCCGUGAAGUGUGAUCCCACUACUUCCUGGCAGGUCCUGCCGCCGGGAACGUCUGCUGAGGUGCCCCCUUCCCGCCCCCGCCCUGCACUCACCCUGCUCCUCAGCCCCCCCACCCUCGCCCCCCCCCGCCCGGAAGUUUUUGCAUUCACCUGUGUGCAUACACAGGAUAAAAGUUUGUCUGAGCUAAGUAAGGGACUAGGAGGGAUGGGACUUCACCGAUGGGGAAUGGAGGUGGCACAUUUCCUCGGUGAGGACCGAGUACCUGGUCCUUAACGGGCAUUUACUUUUAUCAGCGCUUAAGGUCUCCGGGCGGAGACGUGAAACCGUUCAUAGCUGACGCGUAUAUAAUGCACUAAUGGAAGCAAUGUGCUUUUAGAAAGUUUUUCGUCCCCGUGGGUAACUCUGUCCUCGUCUGGCUUGGCAGUCUGUGUUCGCCCCUCCGUGUUUGAAGCAAGUAGUGUGUCACGUUGUGUAGCUUCUACUGACCAUGCGAGUCUUCAAAACCCAGUGCCUUAAAAACGGAAGGCCCCCCCCCCCCCGGAAGGGAGACCGUAGGAGAGAUGUGCUCUGUCUGCCGCGUCUCCAGGUGGAGUUGUGAGCGUCUUCCUCCUUCCUCAGUUUACCGAGUGGAUGACCCGAUAAAUAGGGGUGUCCCGUGGUGUGUCCCCCCCUCGAAAGACCAGUUUCCCUCAGAGCGCAGCCGUGAUAGUCCCUUUCAUCACACCGCCCUCCUUGCAUCAUUAAGCAGCAAAUGAAAGAAUGUGUGUGUGUCGGAAACGCGGAGCGAGGGAGGUUGUGAGGGGACGGAUGUGUGUGGAGCAGUCCCUGACAGGCCUCGGGGUUACUGCUCACCCCGGCCGACGACAGGGCGGGCGUGACGCUGACGAAGGGAAAAACUCCCUCGAGAAAUGGAAAGAGAAACCUCCAGAUGGUCCGGCGAGUGCAGCACCAGCAGGCCCCCUGGGGAGAGAACCCCUGGCCUUUCCUGAGACGCGGGGACAUGGAAACCAUGGGCCACCGAGUCCCAGGUGACCGGUGCUAAGUUUAGCACAGCCUGUCCUUCGGGUUGCAUUGUCCAAGAAGCAAUGAUGCACUGAAUCGUCUUCAGUAUUUAACGCACAACUUAAGGGUCAAGGAACAGAGUCACCCACUGGCUCUGGGCUGUCCCCACAGGCGUAGCUGUCCCAUUUUUAAAGCUGUGUAAUUUAUGUUGCUGACCACUCUGUCCCUGCUGGGCAUGCCUCUGUGUGAGGUGUGCGCUCCAGUUCGAUGCAGUGACCAGGCCGAGCCGUUGGAGGAGACAAGGCACUUGUUUGCAGAGCACACGCGUUAUUUUAUUUGUAUAUGUUUUAAUGUAAAAUUCCCACCUAAACGGGCCAAAGAUUUUUUUUUUCUCUUAAAAGCAAGAAGGAAUGAAAACAGGCAGAAAAACAAAACAAACCACAAAAAACCUAAAAUGAGGACCAACAACUACAAUGACAAACCCUCGUGUCUGUCUGGGGUUCAUAGUCAAGGAAGUGGGGGGGAGGGGAGUGCAGUCUGCCCCGGGUGGCCGUGGCUUCCGCCCCAAGCUGGCAUCAGUCACUCUCAGGCCACCUAAAUCGUGCACUGUUGGCCACUGACCAGUCUGUGUGACCUUCGUGUUCACGUGUGAAUUUGAAUGUCGACCUGUAGCACUUAACACCUAUUCGGGCUUGUCUCUCAGGUUUCAAUAUUUCAAAUGUAAUUAAUUAUCGUUAGCCAGUGCAGUUAUCAAUGCAAUUUUAUAUUUCCUGAAAGAAGAGUGGAUCUUUAUUGUACGUGCAGAAAGGAGGAGGGAAGAGUAUUAUGUAUUUAAUUUAAUUGGAAUAAGCCAUACCCUUUCUUAAAGGGGCUGUGGUCUGAAUUCGUUAUCUUGGGCUGUCCACUGCUUGUAAAUACAGUGCUCUUUUGGAUGUAAAUCUUAGAAAUGCAGAAUGACUGUCAUCAUUAAUAAAACAUUAAUCCCAGUUUGUCCCUA
Messenger RNA from Suricata suricatta (meerkat), 4716 nucleotides. RefSeq names its product carnitine palmitoyltransferase 1A (gene CPT1A). NCBI's taxonomy places the organism in Eukaryota, Metazoa, Chordata, Mammalia, Carnivora, Herpestidae. The transcript has 17 exons. Bases 14 to 2548 code for a protein of 844 amino acids. Gene Ontology annotation, cellular component: mitochondrion. Gene Ontology annotation, molecular function: carnitine O-palmitoyltransferase activity. The record is from RefSeq and is a predicted model, not a curated record. Gene Ontology annotation, biological process: carnitine metabolic process; fatty acid metabolic process.